AUGGCCGAGCCGGUUACCAUUCGCGGUAGGCGCGUCGCAUCCACGUCGUCACGUCCUGACCACCGCGCCGCCUUCACUGAAGCCGGGCUCGCGUUGCUUUUCUCUUCCUGCGCGCGGCUCGAAUCUCUGGAGCUGCACUGCCCGCCAAAUCUGACCGCUCUUCCUCCGUCAAUCUGCGGGUUGACUCGCUUGGCGGCGCUAAAAAUCACUGCUAGGGGACUAAAACACCUUCCUGACGGAUUCCGUCAACUUUCCGCCCUCGUCAGUCUAUCGAUCAACGCAGAAGCCUUAGAGAAGCUUCCAGCCGGCUUCGCGACAGACAUCGACGAGACUCUGGAAACCUCCGUUCAACCAAACGAUUCAAGCAUUUUAGAUGCGAAUCCAGCAGAUGCCGCAUCGGAGAAUGCCGCUCGUCAGAGUAGCGACAUUCUGCCUCAGGAGAAUAAUUCUUCGCUAGUUACUUCGCUCGCCUCGCUCUCCCUCUCGAACACUCCUUCCCCCGCACCCCCCCUCCCCACGCUCUCCGCCCUCCGCCACCUCUCCCUCGGCCGCUGCCGCGCUCUCCGCGCGCUCCCCGCAUCCCUCCCCGCCGCCCUCCCCCUUCUCGAAACCCUCGAGCUCCGCGAAUGCGCCACGCUUUCCGCCGUCCCCGUCUCCCUCCCCGCGCGCCUCCCCCGCCUCCGCGCGCUCACCCUCGCGUACCUCCCCUCCCUGCGCACCCCCCUGCCCGCGCUCCUCUCCGCAUCCCCCCCGCCUGCUCCAGGCGCAGCGGAGGAACCGGAAAACGGCGAUCUCAGUGCAGUUUCGGCAGGGGAGAACGGGGAACCUUUUAUCGAGCCAGCUUGUAAGGAGGAUGCGGGGGAGAGCAGGGCGGGACUGGCCCGGCUGGAGCUACUGGGAUGGAAGCACAUGCAGGAGUUACCUGCCCUCACUGCUCUCUCCGCCUCCCUCACUCACCUCACCAUUUCCAACUGCCCCGCCCUCUCCUCUCUCCCCGACGAGCUCUGCCAUCUGCCCCACCUCCGCUCCCUCACUCUCUCCUUCCUCCCACUCAUCACCUCCCUCCCUGCCUCCCUCCACCUCCUCUCCCACUCGCUCCAUCAUCUAGACAUCACCUCGUGUGAUAUGCUGCAGAGUCUCCCCGCGUCCCUCACAGCGCUCUCCGCCCUGCGCUCCUUGAAUUCUGACACUGUUCCUCCAUUCCCCCCUCCUCUCCCCUCUUUGCAUUCCCUCACUGUCUCUGACUGCCCUCGCAUCUCCCGCCUCCCUCCCUUCCUCUCCUGCUCCCCCACUCUCCUCCACUUGAAGCUGCACGGCCUCUCUGAUCUCACCCUCCUCCCGUUUCACACCGCACCCAAUGCUAAUAUAACGGGUGUGGCUCUAACGGGUGCAGAUGCGGUAACUGGCGCUGCUGCUGCUGCUGCUGCUGCUGCUGCUGCUGCUGCUGCUGCAGGAUCGGACACACUUGAAGGGUCCGGUGGGAUGAUAGGAUUGGUGACGCUUCACAUUGACUUGAAGCACAACGCGCACAUCAUACACCUCCCUCACUCACUCUUUUCCCUCCCCUCGCUCGCCACACUCACUCUCUCACACCUCUCGCACGUCGCCUCCAUCCCCCACUCCCUCUCCCUCCUCGCUCCCACCCUCACUCACUUGCACAUCAGCCACUGCCCCUUGCUGACCGCCCUCCCUCCCUCCCUCUGCCGCCUCUCCUCCCUGCAAUCCCUUGUCAUCCAAUCAUGUGCGUCCCUGACGACUCCUCGCCACACUACCACCCUCCCUCCCCUUAGCCCCCUCCCUCACUUCCCUCACUAUCGCCUCGUGUGA
This is a messenger RNA of Closterium sp. Naga37s-1, 1827 nucleotides long. The record is from the annotation of a GenBank genome assembly. NCBI's taxonomy places the organism in Eukaryota, Viridiplantae, Streptophyta, Zygnematophyceae, Desmidiales, Closteriaceae.